Tribolium castaneum (red flour beetle) is the source of this 1738-nucleotide messenger RNA. Its product is annotated as odorant receptor 46a-like. Gene Ontology annotation, biological process: detection of chemical stimulus involved in sensory perception of smell; sensory perception of smell. The transcript is spliced from 5 exons. The coding region runs from base 430 to 1605 and encodes 391 amino acids. Lineage: Eukaryota; Metazoa; Arthropoda; Insecta; Coleoptera; Tenebrionidae. The record is from RefSeq and is a predicted model, not a curated record. Gene Ontology annotation, molecular function: olfactory receptor activity; odorant binding. Gene Ontology annotation, cellular component: plasma membrane.
UCCAUAUGUAAUAAAUACAAUUUUAAUUUGGAUUGUAGUUUGGAACUGCAAUUAAAAAACCACAAUUGACAAACUAUAAGCAAUUUACCACGAAAACCGCUCCCCAAAUCAUAAAUAAUCGAAUAAUUUGAGGCAUGUUGCAUUAUAGAUGAAUGCCCUAAAGAAAUUAUUGCUCGGAAUAAUAAUUUGAUGUGAUAAGCAUACUAUUAGUACUCUUAAUUACACCUGUCAAACGUAAUAAAUUUUACAGUAGGGAAAUUAACACGACAAUUGCCUCCUUAUGACGAUUAAUAAGAUAUUUGAUGCUACAGACACAGGUAAUUCCACAUUCAAUCAACUGCUUAUUAAUCUAGUUGAAGCACCAACGUCAAGCUUUAAUAAAUAACGUUUCAAAGAAAAAAAUAAGCAGUGUUUCAGUCAACAGUCACGAUGGACAACACCCUAGACAUAGAUUUAACAGAGUUUGUGAGAUUUAACGUAAAUAGUAUCCACUUUUUCGGUUAUUUUCUACCCGAAUUUGGCAAACACCCAAAGAAGAAAAUCAUUUACGUGAUUUACGCGGUCAUAUUUGUGGGAACAACGUUUGGGUUGUCUCUAGUGAGCGAAAUCGCAAAUAUGAUAAAUGCGUUCGGAGAUAUUGAAAAAAUGACCGAUGCUUCAUUCCUACUUUUAACAAACCUAGUGCAAUGUUUCAAAAUGUACUCAUUUCUAACGCACGGUCCAAGAGUGUGGAAACUGAUCCACAGCAUGAACAAUAGUGAUUUUAAGCCGAAAAAUUUGGAGCAACGCAACAUUCUAGUUGAAGAAAUCAAAAUGUCGAAACGAAUUUCAAAAACGUUUUUUAUGGCCUGUACUAUUGUUUGCUCUUUGUGGGGAAUUUCACCCUUUAUUGAUAGAGGAAAUAGCGAAAAGCUUAGGCUGCCUCUGAGUGGUUGGUAUCCCUAUUCUACUGAUACAUCUCCAGGUUAUGAAAUAACAUAUGCCCACCAAACUUUAACAACAUGGAUUGAUGGGUUGGCAGAUGUGGGAAUGGACACUUUUUUGUCAGGUGUUAUCAUGGUCAUUGCCGCACAACUUAGCUUACUUAAUAAUUCUCUGAAAAACCUUACUAAAAAUUGCAAAAAUGACGGGAAAAAAGCUAACACAAACUUAAUUGAGUGUGUUAUUCAUUAUAGAACCAUAAUUCGUUUCGCAGAUGAGGUGACCUACCUGUUCACUUCUUGCAUCACGGCUCAGUUUAUAAUCGGCGUAAUAAUAGUUUGUGUCUCUUUAUUUCAAAUGACUCUAGUGUCACUAAGGAGCUUUCAAUUCUUCUCAAUGUUUUUGUACCAGGGUUGUGUUUUGAUGGAAAUUUUCCUGUGGUGUUAUUACGGCAACGAAAUCAUUUUAAAAAGCGACGAACUCACCAGAUCGGCUUAUAUGUGCGAAUGGAUUGAAGAGUCGAGAGAAUUUAAGAAAAAUUUGAUUUUUUUUAUGACACGUACGCAAUUUCCUCUCAAACUUUACGCUUCGAGAUACUUCACCUUGUCGCUUGAAACUUUCACAGCUGUUGUCAAGUCAUCAUGGUCGUAUUUUGCUGUUCUGAACCAAGUUCAUACCAAGUAAUCGUAGGACAGUAAUACAACAGUAGGAUUUAUUGUACAUUGUGUAAAAAUAAUAGUUAUAACAACUACACAUCUAUAGAUCACUAAAGCAGACUAAUAAAAAUAUUAAAUAUCCAACAUAUUGUCUUUUGCUG